AAAACUGUAAAUGUCACUCGCAGCAGCGCCGCUUCUGCCCUUCAACGCUGGAGUUAUUCCUCACAUGCUAAGUUUAAUCGUGUCAGAGCCUGUACAGAUCUUUAAUGCAGCUCUAGGACUUAUCACGUCUGUUUCUGUUCGGUGUUUUUAAACGCGCUCGGUGUAAUUGCGGUAAUGGAGUGUCGUGUGUUGUCCAUUCAGAGUCAUGUUGUCAGGGGAUACGUUGGGAACAAGUCGGCAACAUUUCCUUUGCAGGUGCUGGGCUUUGAAGUGGACUCCAUCAACUCUGUGCAGUUCUCCAAUCACACAGGCUACGCCCAUUGGAAAGGACAAGUACUGACAGCAGAGGAGCUAAAUGUGCUAUAUGAGGGCAUUAAACUCAAUAAGGUGAACCACUAUGACUACAUCCUCACAGGCUACAGCAGGGACACGUCUUUCCUGGAGAUGGUGGUUGACAUCAUUCAGGAGCUGAAGAAGGCCAAUCCCAGCCUGAUAUAUGUUUGUGAUCCUGUUAUGGGAGACCAGGGUGCUAUGUACGUUCCAGAGGACCUGCUGCCUGUCUACAGGGACAAAGUUGUGCCUUUGGCUGACAUCCUCACCCCCAACCAGUUUGAAGCAGAGAUAUUAACCGGGAGGAAAAUUAACACAGAGGAAGAUGCUUUUACGGUGAUGGACUUGCUUCAUAAAAUGGGUCCGGAGACCGUGGUCCUCACUAGUACAGACCUGCCAUCGAAACAUGGGGACCAGUUUCUAGUGGCCCUUGGGAGCCAAAAAAUAGUGAAACCAGAUGGGACCAAUACCAGUCAGAAAAUCUGCAUGGACAUUCCCAAAGUGGAUGCUGUGUUUGUGGGGACAGGAGACCUGUUUGCUGCCAUGUUGCUAGCCUGGACUCACCAUCACCCCAAAGACCUGAAGGCUGCCUGUGAAAAGACUGUUUCCGUCAUGCAUCAUGUCAUUAAGAGGACCAUUACUUACGCCAAUGAGAUGGCCGGUCCUGGGAAAAGGCCAAGUGCUGCACAACUGGAGCUGAGGAUGGUUCAGAGCAAAGCCGACAUCGAGAAUCCUGCCAUUGUAGUGGAAGCUAAGGUUUUACAGAGGUCUUCUUGCUGAAGACAGUGACGUUUUUGUGAACAUUCACAUCGUGCUGGUACAAAUCAGCUUCAAAUCUGGGCCGUCCGCCAGACACAUGUAGGAUUGUCACAUCAAAGACUGUCGCGUGUCUCUGCCUUACAGAAUCUCUGAGAGGGGGUCAGCAGGAUUUGUUGUAUGUACAUUCUGCUCUCAAACACACUGGAAUCACUGCCACAUGUGUCUGUACUACGGCCUGUGUAGACAUCCUCUGAUCUUCAACAGAAAAAAGGACAUUAGCCAACUAUGUUUAGGUUCACAGAUAGUGUAAGUGUACUUUAAUCCUCCAUAACAUGGUGAAAAUGAUUUCUUGCUCUAAAACAACUCAUUUCAAUCAAGCUGAAAAGAAAAUACACACAACCAGUGAUGCAUGCAUGACCAUGCCUCUACUUGUUUAGGUUAUGAUAGUGCGUAAGGACUAGUCACAUGUACUUAAAGUGUGUUGCUCACAAGGCAUUAUAAGCACAUGAUUGUAUCUAUAAUAUGAUCAAAACGUGAUGUGUUAGGCCAGAAGUAGCACACAAUGCAAAAGCAAAGGGGCUAACAGCUUCUUGGUCAGAAUAUAUCUAAUAAUUUCUUAACAAUGAUGUCAAAUUCACAGCAUUUUAUCGCAUUAAGAGUUUUCUUAACUGAUAAUAAAAAGGUAUGAAUGCAUGCAGUGUGCUUAUAAUGUACUUGGGUGUUUUAUCUUACACUUCAAGUGUUACCACCUUAUACAUGCAUAGUGGAUGCAUUGUGAGUGCUGAGAUGUGCAUUGUAACUCCAACAAAAUGUCAAACAUCUUAUGCAAUUUAUAUGCAGUCUAUACAGAGUCAUUACCCCAAUUUGUUUCCCUUAGUUUUGCUUGAAACAAACUAACUUAAAUGAUAAUCCUGAUUAUAGCUGAUGUCUAAAAUUGUUCUUUUAAUCAAUUUCCAGAUAAUGUUUUCACCUCUUUCUUUAAUUAUGCAUUGCUUUCUUGAACUAGCAGAUGUGUAAUAAGUUAGAUCCAUGUCUUUAACAUCUCAAAUUGAGGUAUUUGCACAGAUAAUCUUUAAUAUAUUUACUAAUGAUCAUUGUUUUCAUUUUUAACUGUUGUCAUAUCUCAACAAAAGAGUCUGUAUGAGAGACCAUGCUGUACAAAAGCCUUAACAGGGUUAGGAAGAAAAACAUUGGUUGUGAAUGUUUUUGUGUACCAAUGUAAUAGUCGAUCCUCUCACAUACUGUUAGAAAGUCAAGUGCCAAACCUUGAGCUGCUGCUCUGAUGUAGAGCAAUAUAAGAACAGAAAUAAUAAAUAAUGAAUC
This is a messenger RNA of Chelmon rostratus (copperband butterflyfish), 2412 nucleotides long. RefSeq names its product pyridoxal kinase-like. Bases 175 to 1110 code for a protein of 311 amino acids. Gene Ontology annotation, cellular component: cytosol. The record is from RefSeq and is a predicted model, not a curated record. Gene Ontology annotation, biological process: pyridoxal 5'-phosphate salvage. Lineage: Eukaryota; Metazoa; Chordata; Actinopteri; Chaetodontiformes; Chaetodontidae. The transcript is spliced from 11 exons. Gene Ontology annotation, molecular function: pyridoxal kinase activity.